This is a messenger RNA of Sander lucioperca (pikeperch), 2475 nucleotides long. Its product is annotated as protein associated with UVRAG as autophagy enhancer. NCBI's taxonomy places the organism in Eukaryota, Metazoa, Chordata, Actinopteri, Perciformes, Percidae. The transcript has 17 exons. Gene Ontology annotation, cellular component: intracellular membrane-bounded organelle; autophagosome membrane. Gene Ontology annotation, biological process: autophagosome-lysosome fusion; autophagosome maturation; autophagosome-endosome fusion. The record is from RefSeq and is a predicted model, not a curated record. The coding region runs from base 161 to 2305 and encodes 714 amino acids. Gene Ontology annotation, molecular function: phosphatidylinositol phosphate binding.
GUUUUUUAAAAACACUGCUGCUCAACCACAGAAAGUACACUCUUAAAUACAGGAAGUGUUGAUAACCAACCGCCCCUCUUCCUUUCUCUGCUGGAUGAAGACUCGUGUCAGUCCCUUCGGCCUCUGACGGGUCGCAGCUUCAGUUCAGCCGUUCACUAAAAUGAUGGGAAGCUGCGAGGGCCUGUCCUCCUCUUUGCACAGAUCCAGAUACGUCAGCUGGUGUGUGGACUCUGCAGAGUCACCAACACCUGAAGCUACACCUCUGACAGCAGCAGAGGAAUCGUCACGCCGAAACCAUCAGCCAGCUGGUUCAGGACUGGUCCCGCUUCUCCUUGUGUCCCCACCAGAAACCAGAGUAGGAGAAGCAAACAAAACCCUUCCCCAUCGACGCUCACAGCCAACGCUCACAAAGAGGACACAUCCACGCUCCCGUCGGUCCCGGUCCAAGCCUCGCUGCAGCUCUGCUCUGCACGACAACGUUAACAAAGCCUCCAAAAGUCAUGCUGAGGAUGAUGGCGAUGAUGGGAGGGAACGGAGAAACAAAGAGGACUCGUCUCUUCUCCAUCCAGGGAGCAGAAACUUCCUGCUUCCCAGAAGCAGUCCGGUCAUCUCCAGACGCCACAGGCCCGUUUCCUGGCACGACCUGCGCACCGACACCACUGACCCAUCAAGCUCCGACUCCCCGUCCCCUGCUUCUGGUUCGCUGUCUCUGGAUCAGUGUGGACGCCUGGCAGACACCAGCGUGGAGGAUGUGGGACCCAGAGUGAACUCCUGUCACCAGCCGUCCCCUCGGGAGGACAAGAAGCCGCGCUGUGUCUCCGCCUCAACACAUCCCAACCAUCUCCAGCUUCCCUUCGGUGGACAGCCGGGGCAAGGCUCUGAUGCCCCCUACUCAUCAGGCCUCUCUACCUCAACACAACCCAGCAAAGAAAGAGGGAGCAGUGGUAUCUCCGAAUUCGCUGCAGACAUCUUUAAGAGCAGUUGUGAGCUGGAAAAGGAGAAUGCUCAUUUCGUCGUGGUGGACAUGGUGCUGGAGGUGCUGGAAGCUGUGAAGUGGAAUCUGAGUUAUGAGGGGUGGACACACUGCGACAUGUGCACAGACAGACACAGGAGCGCGGCGGAGGACGAACAGAGACACGUGCAGAUCUGCAGUUUAGGCGAUCCUACACAAGACAACACCAAGACAUCACAGACAAACACACACUCCUGUGCGCACACACACCGACGCACGCAGGAUGAAGAGGAAGCUGAACAUCUGCCAAAGACUUUCUCUGUCCUCUCCAAUGACAGCGGGUUUGAAGACUAUGUAGUCAACACGACACUGACACCGACACAUUUUCUCACAAAUGCAGAGUGGCUGGCUCAGCAGCUGGUGCUGGACUUCAGGAGGAGCUGGCUUCCCUCUCAUGAGCCUCGGCGUGGAAGGAAUAGCCUCCGUAGCUACCUGCAGGAGCUGCCAGGAACUGGAGGUGUGGUGGUGAGCAGAGGAAGCCUGGCAGAGGAGAUUAGACUGAGGACCAGGAUGAGAGGAUCUCUGAGCUGGGCCCCGCCACGCUUCCAGAUCAUCUUCACUGCUCAGCCGACACACAGACGCAGUGAGGUUGUGGCUCUGCAGCACUUCCUGUGUGCAGGCUGUGGGACAGCGGUGGAGCCCAAGUACAUCAAGAAACUGCGGUAUUGUGAAUAUCUCGGCAGGUAUUUCUGCGACUGCUGCCAUGGUGGCUCUGAGGCUGUGAUUCCAGGUCGACUUCUGUCCUGCUGGGACUUUGGCAGAUACCCUGUGAGUGAUUUCUCCAAACAGCUGCUGGAGUCCGUGUGGAAGCAGCCGCUGUUUGACCUGACCUGCGUCGGUAAGACUCUCUACAGCCGAGUGAAGGAGCUUGAAAAGUUCAGGGAGCUGCAGGAUCAGCUGAUCGGCAUCAAGAAGCUGCUGACAGCCUGCAGAUUAUCUGGAAGGGUGAUGGCGGAGUUUGAACAGCUUCCUGCUCACCUGAUGGAGCAGCCACACCUCUUUUCCAUGGAGGACCUGUUGAGGGUGAAGAAGGGUCAGCUUAUGGCUCAGGCCAGAGCGCUGCUACACUCUGCUAUCAACCAUGUUGAAAACUGUGAGUUGUGUCUGGCCAGAGGUUUUAUCUGUGAGUUCUGCAGAGAAAGAGACAUCAUCUUUCCUUUUCAGAGUGACACAUGUAAGCGCUGUCCAGUGUGCAGGGCCUGCUUUCACAAACGCUGCUUUGUGGAAAAGAAGUGUCCCAAAUGUGCACGGAUCCAGUCACGGAAAAAAUGUCAAGAAGGAUUUGUGAAGUGACAUCUGAACGGCUGCAGCUAUGAUUCAUCUGCAUUACUUUUAUCACUAUUUCACAUAAAGCACUGAUGCAUUUCUGUACCCAUCCCCUUUUUAAAAUCAGGGAAUACAAACGUGUUCAAAUAUUUUUAUUCUUGUUUCCUGUGGAAAUUAAAAAGUGAAUUUUUCUUCAA